This is a messenger RNA of Diceros bicornis minor, 2007 nucleotides long. RefSeq names its product THAP domain containing 11 (gene THAP11). Gene Ontology annotation, biological process: regulation of transcription by RNA polymerase II. The record is from RefSeq and is a predicted model, not a curated record. Bases 399 to 1298 code for a protein of 299 amino acids. The transcript has a single exon. Gene Ontology annotation, molecular function: RNA polymerase II cis-regulatory region sequence-specific DNA binding. NCBI's taxonomy places the organism in Eukaryota, Metazoa, Chordata, Mammalia, Perissodactyla, Rhinocerotidae. Gene Ontology annotation, cellular component: nucleoplasm.
AUGACCCAGGUGGGGAGAAGAAUCUGCUCUGCGUUGGCAGUCGCGGUGCACUGGAAAGCUGCCGGAAUAAGCCCGCCCCCGCUCCGGAAGUGAGCGGCUUCUGGCGCGGUGCAUUGUGGGGGGCGUAGUCCUCCUUUCCAGGCGGUCCUUCGCGGCGUUCCCGGGGCCGACUCCGGAGCGCAGGCGGGCGGCUGGGCGGGCGGCGCGGCGCGGGCCGGCGGGAAGCGUAUUCUGGGCACGGGGUGCCGGGCCAGGCCGGCCGCGCAGGGCGGCAGUAGUGGGAGGCCGCUGAAGGCCUCGCGCGGCGCCGCCCGUCGAGGGGCGGGCGGCGGCAGACCGACUGGGCCGUCGAAGGGCUCAGGAGGCCGGUGGGCCGGGCCGGGCCGCGCGGCGCAGCCAUGCCUGGCUUUACGUGCUGCGUGCCGGGCUGCUACAAUAACUCGCACCGGGACAAGGCGCUGCACUUCUACACGUUUCCCAAGGACGCUGAGCUGCGGCGCCUCUGGCUCAAGAACGUGUCCCGUGCUGGCGUCAGUGGGUGCUUCUCCACCUUCCAGCCCACCACGGGCCACCGUCUCUGCAGCGUCCACUUCCAGGGCGGCCGCAAGACCUAUACGGUGCGCGUCCCCACCAUCUUCCCGCUGCGCGGCGUCAACGAGCGCAAAGUAGCACGCAGACCCGCGGGGGCCGCAGCCGCCCGCCGCAGGCAGCAGCAGCAGCAGCAGCAGCAGCAACAACAACAGCAACAGCCCUCGCCGUCCUCCUCUACUGCCCAGAGCGCCCAGCUGCAGCCGAACCUGGUGUCCGCCUCUGCGGCUGUGCUCCUAACCCUUCAGGCCGCUGUAGACAGUAGCCAGCCUCCAGGAUCCGUGCCGCCGGCGCCCACCACUCCCACCGGAGAAGACGUGAAACCCAUCGACCUGACGGUGCAAGUGGAGUUCGCGGCCGCAGAGGGCGCAGCCGCCGCAGCCGCCGCGUCAGAGCUGGAGGCUGCUACGGCAGGGCUGGAGGCCGCCGAAUGCCCUAUGGGCCCCCAGUUGGUGGUGGUGGGGGAAGAGGGCUUCCCUGAUACUGGUUCCGACCACUCGUACUCGUUGUCGUCAGGCACCACGGAGGAGGAGCUCCUGCGCAAGCUGAACGAGCAGCGGGACAUCCUGGCGCUGAUGGAGGUGAAGAUGAAGGAGAUGAAGGGCAGCAUCCGCCACCUGCGUCUCACUGAGGCCAAGCUACGCGAGGAACUCCGCGAGAAGGAUCGGCUGCUGGCCAUGGCUGUCAUUCGCAAGAAGCACGGAAUGUGAAUGGGUGCCCCUGCGGCCUGCGGGACUCCCGGACCCUUGCCAGCCUAGGGAGAUCUCAGGCCGCCACUGUUGAACUGCCCCAUACUCCUGGGGCAUUGGUUGAUAGUACUGAGUCUUAGGGCAGCUGGACUCUUUUGCUGGUGUCCCUCUCCUGUUUCCUCCUGAAGCGAGGUCCUGAAGUCUGGGACCUCAGACUCUGCACUGGUGACACCAGCAAUUAUGACUUUGUCUACCCCCCCAACCUCACCCCCAGUUUAUCUUGCAGGUUCUGGUUAAGCAGAGGCUUAAGAACCACUGAACUUGAAACUUACUCCCUAGGGAUGCAGGUGGGAUGCCCAAGGACUAUGGGUUUGGGAAGACAACACCUUGAGGUUGGCGAGCAAUCAGAGACAACUCUUCCAUAUGUAGUGAUAAGAGAUCCAAGUAACAUCAGUUCUCCUUUUCAUGCUUUUCCUUCCCAGGUGCAGCCUGUGAUUCUGAUGGGGACUGGCAGAUCUAUGUCUCUGCCUCCCAGGACUUCCCUCCCCAGGAGGCCAUCUACAGGGGGAUCUAGGUAACCUGCUGAUGGAGAUCCAGCUUGCCAGGGACUUAGGUUUAUCCUGUUAUGUUUGCUACUGGUUACAAAUUCUAUUUUCUGUACAAUUAGUCAGACUAAAGUUUUCACUGUGUUUGUUUGGCAAAACGAAUUAAACAGAAAGUAAGGUUUUUA